Penicillium concentricum is the source of this 1014-nucleotide messenger RNA. Its product is annotated as protein phosphatase regulator REG1. Bases 1 to 1014 code for a protein of 337 amino acids. The transcript is spliced from 2 exons. The record is from RefSeq and is a predicted model, not a curated record. Gene Ontology annotation, biological process: cellular response to glucose starvation; protein catabolic process in the vacuole. Lineage: Eukaryota; Fungi; Ascomycota; Eurotiomycetes; Eurotiales; Aspergillaceae.
AUGGGCCAAGGCCAAGCACAACCUGAAGACGAUAUCGCCGGAAAGUCUCAAUUGGCUGAAAGACUGCGAUGUCACCUGGCUAUAUGGGCCAUUAAAAAGUUCCGUCGAACGUGCAACCUCCCCAUCCCCCCUCCCAGUCGCUUGGAUACACCAAACUCCUAUCUAGACCGAAAGCCAAUCCUGAAGAAGAAGACCGCGUCCGAGGCUAUCCUCCAGCGGUCACUAUCUCAACAUACCUUACUCCAACAUGCCGGAGCCAUUCUCAAAGCCCAAGAAGCUGAGACCAACUGGGCUCGGCCACCUUUCCCGAGGUCCAACACAGACUUGGACCAUUUGCAUCACCGGACUGGGAGCUCGACCUACUCUCUCGGUGGCACUCUCACUACCUCCUCAUCUGGAAUGACAUCUCCAAGCGAACGACGCCAUAUUCACUUUAACAAUGAAGUCGUACAAUGCAUCGCGGUUGAAGCCAAGGGCUACGAGGAUUGGCCAGCCACUUUUGACGAGUCAUCUUCCGACGACGGCAUAGUCAUGAUAAGACAAAUCUCCGGCCGAUCCUCCCUCAGCAAUCGCAGUACCCCACACAAUAGCUUCAGCGGCGAUGGGAAAACCAUCGCCCCUCUCCCCUCCACCACGCUCAAGUAUCGCGGGGAUGUCCCCGAACCCCACGCUCAGACGAUCCUUGAUCGAUGGUCCACCCCUCGGACGACAUCACCAACUCCCUCUGUGGAGACUAUCCGUCCGUCGGGGCCAUCAGAGCCCUCGGCCAACUUCCUUUUGGAUGAAUGUGAAGAUCCUAGUUUGGACUUCACGGGCAAUUACCCCGAUCGUGAUCGCGCAUGGUUGAUGGAAGAUGAUUCAUCAGAUCGCCUCCGAUUCACUGCUUCGGGCAUGAUCAUGCCGGAAGGCGAGACCGAGACCCCCAGCAGUAGUAUCUUGGACCGGGUUGUGGACACGGUGAACACUGCCCGAGACAUUGCCCAUGUAAUUUGGAAUGUGGGCUGGCGCCGUUGA